CGGGCCAAUCAGGGCGGGAGGCGAUGCAUAUAAAGCAGGAGCGCAGGACGAGCGGGGUACCUGCCGGGAGGAUCGGGCCCCACCUCACCGCUACUCUCCCAGGUUCCUAGAUGCCAGCAGCCAUGAAUGCUGCCAUGUCCUUGGUGGGAAGCCAAGGUGCUGUCUCGGCCACCGAGCUCCUCCUGGCAGCUGCCGCCUUCUGCCUGGUGUUCCUCCUCAUCCAGUGGCUCCAGCAGCAGGUGCCCCAGGGGCUGAAGAGCCCCCCGGGACCCAGAGGCUUCCCCAUCCUCGGCAACGUGCUGGAGCUGAGGAAGGAGGCACACCUGGUCCUGACCAGGCUGAGCCACAAGUACGGGGACGUGAUGCGGGUUCAGAUCGGCACCCGUCCCGUCCUGGUGCUGAGCGGGCUGGACACCAUCAAGCGAGCCCUGGUGAAGCAAGGAGAAGACUUCAUGGGCCGCCCUGACCUCUACAGCUUCCAGUACAUUUCAAACGGGCAGAGCCUGGCCUUCAGCCCCGACUCCGGGGAGGUGUGGAGAGCGCGCAGGAAGCUGGCCCAGAACGCCCUGAAGACCUUCUCCAUCGCCCCCAGCCCCACCUCCUCCUCCACCUGCCUCCUGGAGGAGCACGUCUCCAAGGAGGCCGACUACCUGGUCGCCCAGCUCCUGCAGCUGAUGGAGAAGGAGAAGAGCUUUGAGCUGAGUCGCUACCUGGUGGUCUCUGUGGCCAACGUCAUCUCUGCCAUCUGCUUUGGCAAGCGCUACCAGCACAGUGACCAAGAGCUGCUCAAUAUCGUCAACCUCAACAACGUUGGGGACGCGGCGGCUUCUGGCAACCCUGCUGACUUCAUCCCCCUGCUCCGGUACCUUCCCAACCGCACCAUGCAUCUCUUUAAGGACCUCAACAGGCGUUUCAGCUUCUUUGUGCAAAAAAUUGUCCAGGAGCAUUACACCAGCUUUGACAAGGAGCACAUCCGGGACAUCACAGACUCCCUGAUCAAUCACUGCCAGGAGAAGAGUGCAGGGGAAGCUGCCCAGGUCUCCCUUCCCAAUGAGAAGAUCAUCAACAUCGUCAAUGACCUCUUUGGAGCUGGCUUUGACACUGUGUCAACUGCCUUAUCCUGGGGCCUCAUGUACGCUGCCUUGUACCCUGACAUCCAGAAGAAGAUCCAGGAGGAACUAGACCGGACCAUUGGCCAGGAGAGGAGACCAAGGCUGUCAGACCGGGGCUCACUGCCCUACUUGGAAGCUUUUAUCCUGGAGAUGUUCAGGCACUCCUCCUUCUUGCCCUUCACCAUCCCACACAGUACAACCAAAGACACGGUGUUGAACGGCUACUACAUCCCCAAGGGCACCUGUGUGUUUGUCAACCAGUGGCAAGUGAACCACGAUGAGAAGCUUUGGAAGGACCCUUCAGUCUUCAACCCCGAGAGGUUCCUCAACGCUGCGAGGACUGAAAUAAGCAAGGCAGAGAGUGAGAAAGUGCUGGUUUUUGGCUUGGGGAAGAGGAGAUGUGUCGGGGAGACCAUCGGCCGGUGGGAGGUUUUCCUCUUCCUGGCCAUAGUGCUGCAGCAGCUGGAAUUCAGCCUCCACCCUGGGAAGGAGGUGGACAUCACCCCUCAGUACGGACUGACAAUGAAAUACAAGAAAUGUGAGUGCUUCCAGGUUAAGAAGCGUUUCCCCACGAAGAGCUCUCUGUGAGCUGCUGGAGGAAGCCUUGCCCUGCAGAAGAUGCUCAGCCUGCUUUUGCUAACGCUCUCGAGGAGCCAGCACAGCCCCUCGUUGUCUCCCUUCACUGGAGGCUUGUUCAUCCCCUCUCAAUGCCAGUGGGGAGGGAUACAGCUGGCGCUGUGGGGCUCCUGCCCAUCCCUGGAGUCACCUCCCUUCCCUACAGAAACGCUCACCAGAGGUCCAACCC
This is a messenger RNA of Calypte anna (Anna's hummingbird), 1917 nucleotides long. RefSeq names its product cytochrome P450 1A4. Gene Ontology annotation, biological process: progesterone metabolic process; hormone biosynthetic process. Gene Ontology annotation, molecular function: oxidoreductase activity, acting on paired donors, with incorporation or reduction of molecular oxygen, reduced flavin or flavoprotein as one donor, and incorporation of one atom of oxygen; iron ion binding; steroid 17-alpha-monooxygenase activity. The record is from RefSeq and is a predicted model, not a curated record. Lineage: Eukaryota; Metazoa; Chordata; Aves; Apodiformes; Trochilidae.